AUGAGAUCGAAAGUAAGGAUUUAGGAAUACCGAGAGAUUUUUAUGCGUCACAGUGACAGAUUUUUCGAACCCGUGCGAAACUGUGUCGAACUUUUUUUGGAAGCGUUCGAACAAAGAUUUGCGUCAAACAGCCCAUUGCAAUUACAUUUUAGGUGACUUUGAUCAAUUAUAGUUUUGCGUUUUGAUUGUUUGAACUGUAAUAAGAGAAGAAUUUAUAUUCAACAUGCUCCACUAUGUUCUUGUUAGAAAUUUAGUUGUUAUGAAGGGGAGCCUUCAGAUUUCGAUGGAAUCUAAUGGUCCAUGGAUUCUGAGGUCCUUGUACAAGCCUUACGUCCUGUGUAGGCUUAAUGAUAAGGCACAAAACAGAGAUUAUCAUCCUUUAAAUUAAGGAGCUCCUUUGCCAACUUUAAUGCAGAAAAAUCCAUUUUUCUGUCAUCUUCCGGCGAUUCCCAAUCUCUGCAGCACUUCUGACGUUUAUUCACCCUUUUGCGGUCACAUAUAGGACACGCAAUUGUGCUGUGUAUCCGACAUAUCAACACAUUUGUGGUCUCUCAAACGACUUUUGGCGCUCCACCACUUUCUUUCUGCGAGAGAGGCUGCGCUUUUCGCAGGGCGAAGGGAGAACAGAGAGGGCUUAGGCUUAGUGCGAGUAGGCUUAGCGUCCGCUUUUCCCUUCAUUUUGUGGGGGGUAGAGUGUAAGGCGGGUGGUUUAUAAAUGUAUAGAAUACUGGCAGUUAUGUUGAGAACGAGAAUAAUUUAUAUUCUAGUAGGUUUGGCGGUCGGAAAUACAAUCCUAGGCUUGUAGAAGAGAUUGAUAGCUAAAAUUUUGGUUUUAUAAACCUAUUAUGAACUCUUUUUCUUAUUGAAAUACCCUGUUUAAUAUAGAUAUUCGCGUUUAUUUUUAUUUGAAAAUUUAUUUAACUACAACAAGAAUGUCGCAAUUUCAGAUGAAACCGAUCAAAAUCGAGCCGCAGGACGCCCAAGAGGUCACCGAAGUCACUCAAAGCGAGAAAAAACGGCGCGGACAUUACACAGUCCUAGAUGACUUGGAAUUGAUCCGAUAUUUUUUGGAGAAGCAUCGAGCCGGCGAUGUCGAAGCUCAACGAAAACAAAGCCGAAAGUUGUGGGAGCCAUUGAUAGAGGAGAAAAAGUGGACUAGGCAGCCAAGUGCCGUCGAAUCACAGUGAGUUUAGCCGUCGUUUAUAAUGUUUUUUUCAGCUUCCGUAAGAAUGUAAUCAAAAAGUUGUUCGACUUUGAUCUUCCCGCAGAAGAUGUGUUUCUAUUGGCCUAUCAUUUUGACGUUGCAAUGGGAUCAGUGGAAAAGGCUUCGUAAGUUAAUUGAAGUUAUAUUACACUUGAUGUUUGUCUUGAUUUUUGGUGUUAACAUGAGAUCUCUUUAGGUUAGAAGCAAGAUACAACUGUAGAAUAGAGACAAACAGCUUCGGUGUGUUCUGUGGAGCUUUUGGUAAGAAUGGAGAGCCUUUGCAUCAGAAUGGAUUACAAGAUAAAGGCGUUUCUUCGGAGAUUAAGGGGGCCCCGGUGAGAAGAAGACGACCAAAACCGGAUUUGGACAGGUGGGAAAUCGCUUUAUCACAAUUAAAAGACGAUAGUUGGUGAUUAACGAUUUUAUUUUUAAAUUUCAGCUCAGUACAAAUCACAGCCAAACGUCCCAGACCCGAAAAUACAUCGGAUAUUGUGAGUGUAGUCUCAAUUCCGGAAAUUAAAGUCGAAGAAGGUGCCGAAGGAACCUCAAAGAAUGCGACGACAGAAGAAAUUUUUGCGUAAGCGAUUAAUUUUGAGAUUUUUUGAGCAAAAAUUGAUGUUUUUGGUUAUUUAUUUUUUAAAUUUCAGCAGUAUAAAGGACGUUUUGGACCGGAUAAAUCUUGAUACGCAACCUCUUGAUCGCUCAGGUCCUAUGAAAACUCCAAUUGGUGGAUCAUCAGUUUAUGAAAGAACAAAACGAGCGUUGAAUGAUCGACUUGUAGCUGUUGUUAAUGGAAGGUUGCAGCCGGGAAUGUUGGAUGAUCUGCCAAUCUUUCAGAAGGCUAAAGGAUGCAGUGGGAUGAUAAAAAUGGUAAAUUUUAAAAAAAUUUUUUUCGAACUCGCACGCGGAGUUGGACUAUUGGGGAAAAGUACGAUGGGAAACCGAAAGGUGUUAUGUGCACUGUGCAAUCGCAAUUUCCUCUUCCUGAUUGCACCGUGCGAGCGGAAUUGGGACGAAACCGAAAAGUAUUAUUUUUCUUCGGUGCAAGUGUCGAAAGUAGGAUAAUCGAAGGCGCUGAUUUCGAAAAUGACAUUCAUUUUUUUGAUAGUUACGUUUUUCCUUAAGUAGUACUGUAAAGUAGUAAUUUUUUGAUUUUUUUUCAUAAAUACUUGAUUUGGGGGGUUUAGAUGGUGAUGAUUUCGAAAAUCUUAUUCAUUUGUUCUGAUUUGGAAGCAUCAACAUCGAAAACCCCCAAAUCGAAUAUUCAUGAUAAAAAUUUUAAAAAAGUACUACUUUACAGUACUACUUAAGGAAAAAAGUAACUAUCAAAAAAAUGAAUGUCAUUUUUGAAAUCACCACACUCGAUUACCCUAAUUUCGACACUUGCAUCGAAGAAAAAUAAUACUUUUCGAUUUCCCCAAUCGUCCGUUCCGCUCGCACGGUGCAAGUUAGGGGAAAUUGCGAUUGCACAGUGCAAAGAAAGUCUCUUCUUUGAAAUUUGUAAAUUAUUUUUUAUUUUUAGCUCACAGAAAUCUUGACGACAGUAAUCACCGGGUCCGAGGAUGAUCUAAAAAACUUUGACAAGACGCAUGGCCUAUCCAGCAGUAGUCCGAGGAAAUCCCCGGUUACUUCAACUCCAUUGCGAAGACCCAAGAGUGCGAUGCGACAAUUGGAUGAAUUGUUUGAUGUGGAACGCCCCGGAAUCAAUGUUGACGGACUUUUUGUGGAUCUGAGGAGUGAAAAUGGCCAGGAGCGUCAAGAUAAAAUAACUCUGAAUGAUAUGAAGGUGAGAUUUUGGGUUUUUUUGGGGAUAAUGGGAUUAAUUUUUAUUUUUGAAACUUUUAUAAUCUAAAUUUUUGAAUUUUUUUUCAGAAUGCUCAAGAAGUGUCUCUAAAUGCUUCUGCGGAGGAGGUUCGGAUGAAUGUUUCAACGGAUUUGAAUGAUCUUGUCAUUGAUGAAGGACCUGAAGCUAUGGAAACAGCUGCAGCAGCUCCAGUUGAAGAAAACGACAAUCCUCAUCCGAAGGAUUCUGAGAAAAAGUCAGUGGAUGAAUCGAAAAGCCGCCGGGAAAUAACUUUUGAUAACGAAGACUUGUUCGUUUCUAUGGAGUUGGAAGAAACUCGGUUUUCAUUGGACCCGACAAGCCUGGAUAAUAAUGGUAAGUUUUUACUGGUUUUUUGAAUCGAUUUUGAUGUGUAAGACUUGUAAAAAUUGUGAAAAUUUUUUUGAUGAUUUUUUAGAAAUUCUCUUAAUUUUUUUUAUUGUUUAAGCUCUUGUCCGAGCGCCAACUUCCAAUGCCCAAAGACCCCCUGCGGAACUCCUUCUCCGGCUUCUCCAUGGCAUGUCAACCAAAUCCAAUUCCUCUCAAGUUCAUUGA
This is a messenger RNA of Bursaphelenchus xylophilus (pine wood nematode), 3581 nucleotides long. Lineage: Eukaryota; Metazoa; Nematoda; Chromadorea; Rhabditida; Aphelenchoididae. The record is from the annotation of a GenBank genome assembly.